AUGGUGGAGGCCGUGGUGGAGUUUGACUAUGAGGCGCAGCAGGACGACGAGCUGAGCCUGAGCGUGGGCGACAUCAUCGGGAACAUCCGCAGAGACGAUGGCGGCUGGUGGGAGGGCGAGCUCAAUGGACGACGGGGGCUGUUCCCCGACAACUUUGUGCGGGAGAUAAAGAAGGAGGGUAAACGUGAUGGAGGACAAGCUGCAGUUCUUAAAAAUGAGCUGUCCAACGGCCGGGCCAGUCCUGUGUCCUCGGACACUGGGAUCCGCUCAGGAAAGAAAGUGGAGCAGAUCCGCCAGCGCAGGUGUAAAGCAGCGUUUAGUUACAUCCCACAACAUGAAGACGAGCUGGAGCUGAAGAUUGGCGACAUCAUCGAGGUCAUCACUGAGGUGGAGGAGGGCUGGUGGGAGGGAGUACUCAAUGGUAAAUCCGGGAUGUUUCCCUCAAACUUCACCAAAGAGAUCAUUCUGGACUCAGACAUACCAUCUGUAGACACGUCACAGGAAGACCUCCGCAGCGGACGCACAAGUAAAGACAGCCCUGGCAGUGAGAGCGAUGGAGCUGACAGCCGCUCAGACACAGGAUCAGUGGAGAUUCAGCCCAAGAAGGUGAGAGGAUUUGGUUUUGGCGACAUUUUCAAAGACCAGCCCAUUAAGCUCCGACCGCGAUCUUUAGAAGUGGACACAGAGGCAACCAAGGUGAACGAGGGGAAAGCAUCAACAGCCACAGAAACAAUGAAGACGGAGCCAGAAUGCAAAACAAGAGGGAGGGAGCUGUGUAAAGUCUUAUUCCCAUACGAAGCACAAAAUGAAGAUGAGCUGUCACUCAAAGAGGGCGAGGUCAUCAACAUCAUCACCAAGGAGUGUGCGGAUGCAGGCUGGUGGAUGGGAGAAUUUGGAGGACGACAAGGUGUUUUCCCAGAUAAUUUUGUCAAGCUGCUAGUGCCAGAAGUGGAAAAAGAGAGACCAAAGAAACCACCUCCUCCAAGCACUCCCUCGUCUAAACUCAACACAGAAAAAAAGUCAGAGGUAAAGAGGGUCCCUCCAGAGCGACCUGAGUACCUCCCAAGCAGAGAACAGGACAAAGGUGACGAGCUGAAGCCUGCAGACAUCCCUAAGCCCUCCUUACCUUCUGUCCUGCCCAAGAAACCCCUGCCCCCCAAAACCAACAACUCUUCCUCCUCUUCCCAUCCUCCGAGACGCCCCGAGAGACCACCCACACUCUCGUGUGAGAGCCCCAAAACUGAGGUCAGAUCUACCACCCCAGACCCCGCUCCUGAUAGAUCACAAGACGCCGACAUGGAUUUAGAUUCAGUCAUUGCUUCUACAGACAAACUCGUUCAUCCAACAGUAUCACGGCCGCGAGUCUUAGAUAGACGGCCGAGGUCCCAGAUCUUCCCCCCAUCAUCGUUAUCCACAGCAGAGCUCCUGGACUCUGCAGAUGACAGAAAAGACAAAGACCGAGGAAAAGAGGAACCAGAGCCUGUGUCUUUGAAGAAAUCUGUCCCUGUUCCUGACAGUAAAGCUGCUAUCCCAGUCAAACCCUCGUCUCUGAACCCUCCGAAUGCAGUGCUCCGUCCCGCCUCCCCCUCCGCCGGUCUGAGCCCCUCCCCCGAGUUGCGGCACUCUCCCCUGACUCCGCCCACUGUGGAGGAGCUCCGAAGCCAACUGCGAGAGCUGAGGACCACGGUGGAGCUGCUGAAGACACAACACAGACAGGAGAUGAAGCAGCUGGCCACAUCUCUGGACGAGGAGAAGAGAAUUCGUAUUAGUUUACAGAUGGAAGUAGAGCACAUAAAGAAGAGCCUGUUGAAAUGA
Knipowitschia caucasica is the source of this 1815-nucleotide messenger RNA. Lineage: Eukaryota; Metazoa; Chordata; Actinopteri; Gobiiformes; Gobiidae. The record is from the annotation of a GenBank genome assembly.